Messenger RNA from Chondrus crispus (carragheen), 881 nucleotides. RefSeq names its product histone H2A.Z. Gene Ontology annotation, molecular function: DNA binding; protein heterodimerization activity; structural constituent of chromatin. The record is from RefSeq and is a predicted model, not a curated record. The transcript is spliced from 2 exons. NCBI's taxonomy places the organism in Eukaryota, Rhodophyta, Florideophyceae, Gigartinales, Gigartinaceae. Gene Ontology annotation, cellular component: nucleosome. The coding region runs from base 1 to 450 and encodes 149 amino acids.
AUGGCGCCCAAAAAAUCCGCAGAGUCGAAGAAGGAGGCCGCCAACAAGGACAAGGACACCCCUUCCACCUCAGAUAAGCCGAAAUCUUCCGAUCCCAAGAAAAUUAUUUCCCGCUCCUCGCGCGCGGGUCUGCAGUUUCCCGUUGGCCGUAUUCACCGCCAUCUCAAGAACCGCGUCAGCCGCCAAGAGCGCGUGGGCGCCACGGCCGCAGUCUACUCGGCCGCCAUCCUAGAAUACCUCACCGCAGAAGUCCUCGAGCUGGCGGGCAACGCCUGCAAAGACCUUAAAGUGAAGCGCGUCACCCCGAGGCAUCUACAGCUCGCCAUCCGCGGAGAUGAGGAGCUCGAUUGCCUCGUGCAAGCCACCAUCGCAGGCGGUGGUGUUAUCCCCUACAUUCACAAGAGCUUGACCUACAAAAAGCCCGGCGCCAAAAGCUCCCAGCUGGAAUAAGAUGCUCCUCCGACCUCGCUCCUCUCCUUCUCUCAUGUCUACUUUCCCACUGUCAACAGGGACACCAUCCAUUCCCUGCCAUAUUUCACAUUUCUUGAUCGCUCAAAGCACCCUCCGAUCACAUUGUCCGCUCAGAUCCUGCGUCUUCCUUUGAGUUCUCAACCUCACAGCCUGAUAAGUGUUCGGUUACAUGUCCUCUGCCUCCCGCUAUCUGCCUUGCACGCUAUCUGCCUUGCACGCCCAUGUCCAUCACAUCACGAGGGCUACAUUCUACUUGUGCCAGAGUACCAUGCGGCAACAUCCCGCCUUGGCCACGGUCAUGACUUUCCGACCCACUAUCGUUGCCCGACGUCAUGUUGCCCGUGAAACCAAGCCUUGCUUCCGGUCAAACGCACAAGAGACAGAUAGUAAAGCCCGAUCAACCUCCAUCA